AUGCUGCCGUACACCGUGGUCGACCAAGUCGCAGGCCCUGGUGGACGCUGGCUCGCACCUGGGCCGCCGCCGCCUGCGCCCGCCUCGCCGACCCCGACCUCCGACGUGCCCUCCCUCUUCACCGCCUUUCGCCGCUCGUACCCACAGCGCUCGGUGCACGACAGCUUCGUGUGGAUCGAGGUGCACUCGCACGCCCUGCUGCGAUCGCUUAAGGCCGUGUUUCCCUCGCUCGCGAGCCUGUACGACUCGUCGCCGGGGAUCGAUGCACGAGCCGUCUGGGUCCAGCGCGGCAAGCUGCGAGCUUCUGCGGCCGAGGCGAGCCGAGCGACCCUCCUCGAGCUCAGCGCGAGUGCGCGCGGCCACGACUCGCUCGACCCCGUCACCGUCCUGCUCGGCUUCCUGGACGACCUCUUCGCUCCCGACUUCCGCAUCCUCGCGACGUACCCGCCCGGGCACGCGUCGUGGCACCUGCUGUGGACAUUCUUCGAGCUCGGUAUGGAGGUCGAGGCUCAUCACGACGUGACAGGCGAGCCGAUCGCGCUCGUCCUCGACGAGUGGGAGUAUGCGCAAGAGGCAAUGGGCCGGUCGUUCAUCGUGCGCUGUCACGGGUACCAGUGGACCGGCGUCAGCUAUCAUCGGGUACACGUCACGCGCCGGAUCGCCGAGUUCCAGGACCUGCGCAGCGUCUCGACUCUGCCCGUGCUACCUCUCUGCGACGAGUCGAGAAGCCUGCUUCAAGAGCGCGGUCAACGGUACUUGAGCUACGUGACGCGGCCACACGCAGACUACGAGGGCGUCUUCUGCACUCGGGCGUUUAGCGGAGCCUCUCGACUUCUCGGCAACGGUCAAGUCAUCCUCGACGUCAAGAGCUUUCGUCGGUGUAACCCGGCGCUCGACACGUGGAGUGACGACGAGUCGAGCAAGACGAGCCAGAGCUUCGCGACGCCUCGUUCUUCGGCUGCACGAGCGAGUGUACCCUGUGCGCCCGUCACUGCCGAGCAAGCUCACCUGCUUCCGCCGUCGAUCCACGGUUACUCGCUGCGGGCCAAGCGGUGGGGAGAGUUCCUCGUCGACCGCCUCACGCCCAUCGUCUGGCGCGAGCACAGCUUCGAGCACCUCGUCAUCCCGUCGUCGUACCGCCGAGUCGUCAAGGCGCUCGUGUCCGUCCACUCUGGCGAGCUCAAGGGUCGACUCGUGACCGACGUCAUCGCCGACAAGGGCAACGGCCUCGUCAUGGCGCUACACGGCGCGCCCGGGACGGGCAAGACUUUGACAGCCGAGGCUGUCGCCGAGCACCUCCGACGACCGCUGUACGCGGUCAGCGCCGGCGAAUUGGGGCACAACGCCUCGAGCCUCGAGCAGCAGCUGCGGGUCAUCCUCGAGCUCGCGACCGCCUGGCAAGCCGUUUUGCUCAUCGACGAGGCCGACAUCUUCCUCGCCAAGCGAGACCCUCUGCAUCUGGAACGCAACGCGCUCGUCGGCAUCUUCCUUCGCAUGCUCGAAUACUUCUCUGGCGUUCUCAUCCUCACGACGAACCGGAUCGAGGAAUUCGACGAGGCCUUCAUGUCGCGCUUCGCGAUCGUCUUGCGCUUUGACGAGCUCGACAAGGCGGCGAGGCAGACCCUGUGGCAGCGGUUCCUGCGCAAAGUCGCCCCUCGACUCGACCUGGGCGCGUUCGACCUCGCGCGGCUCGCGAGCCACCCGCUCAACGGUCGUGAGAUCAAGCACGCUCUGCAGAGCGCCCAAGCGCUCGCGCUCAUCGACGAGCAGGUCCUGUCAAUGGAGCACAUAGACGAGGUGUUGAGUAUUCGGAGGACGUAGAGACCGCUGGAACGAGCUGGUCCCCCUUGUUCGCCCUC
This is a messenger RNA of Rhodotorula graminis WP1, 1859 nucleotides long. RefSeq lists its product as uncharacterized. The record is from RefSeq and is a predicted model, not a curated record. NCBI's taxonomy places the organism in Eukaryota, Fungi, Basidiomycota, Microbotryomycetes, Sporidiobolales, Sporidiobolaceae. Gene Ontology annotation, molecular function: ATP hydrolysis activity; ATP binding. The transcript has 18 exons. The coding region runs from base 1 to 1821 and encodes 606 amino acids.